This is a messenger RNA of Zonotrichia leucophrys gambelii, 4993 nucleotides long. RefSeq names its product carnosine synthase 1 (gene CARNS1). Bases 253 to 3096 code for a protein of 947 amino acids. Gene Ontology annotation, molecular function: ATP binding; carnosine synthase activity; homocarnosine synthase activity. Gene Ontology annotation, biological process: carnosine biosynthetic process. The transcript is spliced from 10 exons. The record is from RefSeq and is a predicted model, not a curated record. NCBI's taxonomy places the organism in Eukaryota, Metazoa, Chordata, Aves, Passeriformes, Passerellidae.
GAGGCAGCUCGCUGCUGACGGGGACAGGGACACCGACAGGGGUGCCAGCGCCUGGCGCGAGGUGGCAGAGGGGACAAUGGGGCUCUGUGUCGCCUAAUCCGGGGCACGGGGCCGGGGGUUGGCACCCCGGGGUGGCGCGGGGGGGUUUAAAGGCCAGACCGGCCGGUGUCCCCUGUGCCAGGCGUCCCCGAGCCCUCGUCCCCUGCGCGCUCUCAGGCCACGGCUCCCAUCCCAAGCCCCUCUGCCACCAGGAUGGUGAGUGGCCCCGGGUGGCGGGUCCGGGAGGAGCUCUCGAUGCCCCAGGCGAGCCCGGAGCGGGUGCCCAGCCCCGAGGAGCAGCAGUGGGCAGGGCCCGAGGCGCUGUGCCCGGGCUGGCUGGAGGACGAGGCCCCCGAUGGCGAAGUGCCCGGGGACAGCGGGGACCCCGACGGUGCCACCCACGCCUACGAGAGGCUCCAGAGCGCCCUGAGCCAGGAGGGGCUGCCCCCCACGCUGGACUGCUCCGCGGAGCCCCGCACGGGAUUUGGCCCGCUGGACAUGACCGUUUGCAUCCUGGGCUCGCCCAUCCCCUUCCUGCCCGUCCUGCUGGAGGGUGGCACCCGCUGCCCAGGUGCCAUGGUGCUGUGCCUGUCCCCCUCCUGGGCCAGCCGGGUGCCAUCGGAGUCGUGCCCGGGCGCCUGGUCCCUGCUGCUCUCCCGGGGCGUCUCCUUCAAGGUGGGGGGGCACAGCGCCCUGGAGAGCUUCGUGCCGCCCCGCCGUGCCAACUACGUGACGGGCACCUUCGCACCGGGGGACCCCGAGGGCGGCUGGGUGGGCGAGCUGGCCCGUGACCUGGACUGCCCCACGGGGGGCUCGGUGCCGCUCGCCCACCGCCUGGAGGACGCGCUGCUCGCCCGCUGGGUGCUGGCGGCUCGGGCCAACCUGCCCGUGCCCCCCACGCUGGCCUUCGUGCUGGGCACCAGGGGGGACCUGCCCGCCCUGCCCGCGGCCCCCGGCGUGAGGCUGGUGCGGCUGCAGGACCCGCAGGGCCAGCAGAGCCUGGUGCAGGAGGAGGUGGGCGCCUUCCUGGGGGGAACCGCCAUGGAGCCGUACGGCCAGGUGGUGGUGCGGCCGGCGGGGUGGCGGUGGCGGGGGACAGGCGCCCGCAGCACCCACAGGAAGGAGGAGGGCGCGGAGGUGGCGCAGGCGGUGGGUGCCCGGCUCCGGGGGCUGACGGAGGAGGACAGCGUCCUGCUGGAGGCCAUGGUGCCCACCGCCCGCCUGCCAGUGCCCCCCCCACGCAGCCCAGCCCCGCGGCUGCCCAUGGCCCUGCGCAUCUGCACCCUCGUCUGCAGGUCCUGGGGGGACCGGCCCCAGCUCUGCCAGGUGGCCUGCGCCGUGGGACGCGCAGAGAGCCCGGUGCGCCACGGCGCGGCGCUGCCGCAGGGCCUGGACUCCGGCCUGCAGCAGUGCGGGGUGGCGGCCCCCGGGCAGCGACAGGCGCUGGCCACGCGGCUGCGGGAGGCCACCGAGGCCGCCGCGGCCGCCCUGCUGGCCAGCGAGGCCGAGCUGAGCCCGCGGCAGCGCGGCGGGGACCGGGCCCGCACCGACAUCCUGGGCGUGGAUUUCCUGCUGGCGUGCGUGGAUGAGGCGCUGCAGCUGGUGGCGCUGGCCACGAACGGGCAGCGGUGCCUGGAGACGUGCGCGCUGGCCGAGGCCAUGGGGCGCGGCGUGGGCGAGCCCCGCGGGGACGUGCCGCGGCUGCUGGCCGAGGCCAUGCUGCACCGGGCACAGCGUCACCUGGUCGAGGGCAAGGACAUCCUGCUCAUCGGGGCCGGCGGCGUCAGCAAGAGCUUCGUGUGGGAGGCGGCCCGCGACUACGGCCUGAGGAUCCACCUGGUGGAGUCGGACCCGGAGCACUUCGCGGCGGGGCUGGUGCAGACCUUCCUGCCCUACGACAGCCGGGAGCACCGGCGCGACGAGGAGCACGCGGAGCGGGUGCUGGAGCUGCUGCGCUCCCGGGGGCUGCGGCCCCACGCCUGCCUCUCCUACUGGGACGACUGCGUGGUGCUGGCGGCGCUGGUGUGCCAGGGGCUGGGGCUGCGCGGCCCCGCGCCCGCCGCCGUGCGGGUGGCCAAGCAGAAGAGCCGCACGCACCGGCACCUGCAGCGCUGCCGCCGCGGCCGCCCGCCGCCCGCCGCCUUCGCCGUGCCCUGCCGCCGCCUGCGGAGCCACGGCGACGUGGAGCGGGCGGCUGGCGCCGUGCCCUUCCCCGCCGUGGCCAAGCUGGAGUUCGGCGCGGGCGGCGUGGGCGUGCGGCUGGUGGAGAACGCCGGGCAGUGCCACGCUCACGCCGCCCGCCUCUGGAGGGACCUGCGCGACGACGCCGACCACCCGGGCAUCGGGCUGGGCUGGGGCAACGCCAUGCUGCUCAUGGAGUACGUGCCGGGCACCGAGCACGACGUGGACCUGGUGGUCUUCGAGGGGCGGCUGCUGGGCGCCUGGGUGUCGGACAACGGCCCCACGCGCGUCCCCGCCUUCCUGGAGACGGCGGCGUGCCUGCCCUCCUGCCUGCCCGCCGACCGGCAGGCGCAGCUGGUGCGGGCGGCGCUGCAGUGCUGCCGGGCCUGCGGGCUGCGCGACGGCGUCUUCAACGUGGAGCUCAAGCUGGGCCCGGCGGGGCCGCGCCUGCUGGAGAUCAACCCCCGCAUGGGGGGCUUCUACCUGCGGGACUGGAUCCGCGAGGUCUACGGCCCCGACCUGCUGCUGGCCGCCGUGCUGGUGGCGCUGGGGGUGCCGCCCGUGCUGCCCGCCCGGCCCGCGCCCCGCACGCACCUGGCCGGGGUGAUGUGCCUGGCCUCGGAGCACGGUGACACCCUGGCGGGCGGCGGCGGCAUGGAGGCUCUGCGGGAGCUGCACGGCCGCGGGCUCGUCCGCCUCAACCGGCUCUUCGAGGAGCCCGGGGGCGCCGGCGAGUACGAGGAGCCGCUGCUGAGCGUGGCGUGCGCCGGGGCCACGCUGGCCGAGGCCUGCGAGCGCCUGCUGGGGCUCUGCCAGGGGUUGGGCAUCGACUCGCCGCGGUAUCCCGUGGAGCAUUUCUUGUCCCACUUCAAAUAGCGCCGGGCAGGCAGCGGGGAGAGCGGGGGAAUGCGUGCCCCGGCACACCCGGCACACCGGCACCGCUCCCGCCGCCCCGCCGCCCCUCCCCGGCACCCCCCCGGCACCCCUGGCCUGGCACACCAUGUCCUGGCACCCCCGCACCGCCCUGGAUCCCAGGCACCUGCCCUGCCACCCCAUUGCCUGGCAUUCCCUUUUGUCCAGGCACUCCAUCCCCUGGCAUCCCCUCGCUCCCCUGGCAGCCCAUCCCCUGGCACCCUGACAUCCCAUCCACUGGGAUCCUCCCAUUAACCUGGCACUCCGUCCCCUGGCAUCCCCCGACUCUCCUGGUGCCCCCCAUCCCCUGGCAUCCUGAAACCCCAUCUCCUGGCAUGCCCCACUACUCUGACACCCCAAUCCCUGGCAUCCCCCAUGUCCUGGCACCACAUUCCCUGGCAUCCUCGUCCAUCCUGGCACUUCCUCAUCACACUGACACCCCUCACCUGAACAUUCCCCCUCUCCCAGUCCAGGCACCCCAUCCCCCCUGCCCUAGCACCCCAUCCUCUGGCAUGCCUCCAUUACCCCAGCACCCCAUCCCCCUGCCCAGCACCCCAUUCCCCGCUUCCCAACGUCCCUCCCUGUCCCUUCUGCCCUGUCCCUACAGUCUGUCCCUGAAGCUGGGGGUCUGUCCCAUGCCUGUGGACACACAGGGGGACACUGUCCCCUGCUGUCCCUGUGCCACCCCCAGGGUGGGGCAGCCAGGACCCCCGAAGCAGCCAGGCCACCCCAUGAGAGCAGCAGGUGACACGUGAGGUGUGUUGGCACCUGCUGGCAUGGGGACACCCCACAGGAACAAACUGUUAUGGGGAGGGAGACCCCAUAAUGACAACGAAUUAUUGGGACAUCCCAUAAUAACAAAGAAACGUGGGGAGACCCCACAAUAACACACCAGCAAGGGGAGACCCCACAGUAACAGACUGAGGUGGGGAGGCCCCACAGUGACACCCGGGAAGGGAAAACCCCACAAUAACAAAUGGGGAGAACCCACAGUAACAAACCCGAGUUUAGGGGAGACUCCACAACAGCAUACACUGAAAGGGGGACCCCACAAUAACAAACUGGCAUGGGGAGACCCUACAGUGAUGGACCUGCACCAGGGGACCCUACAACAACAGAGGGGCACCCAGGGAUUCCCUGGAGCAGCUCAGAAAUCCUCUGGGAAAAGUUGUGUUAUGUCAUAUAGGGCUGUCUCUGGGGAGGCCCUACAGUAACACCGGUGACCCCACACAAACACCCAGCCCCUGUAAUGCCCGAGAUCCAACAACAACACCAGGCACCCCACUCUAACACAGAGCCCUGCAGUUCCCUGACCCUACAAUAACAGCAGUGACCCUACGAUAACACCCACAUCCUACAGCCCUCGCUACCCUACAAUAACACCAGAGAUCCUACAAUAACACAGAGCCCCUGUAGCGCCUGAGAGCCUGCAAUAACACACAGCACUGUAGUGCCUGAAACCCUCCAACAAACCCCAGUCCCUGCAGUGCCCCUGACCCUACAAUAACACCAGCGACCCUACAAUAACACCCAGCUCCUGCAGUGCCCCUGGCCCUACAAUAACAUCAGAGACCCUACAAUAACACCAGAGACCCUACACCAACACCAGAGACCCUACACCAACACGCAGCCCCCACAGCAGCAGCAGUGACCCCACACCCACCCCAGUGACCCCACAACCACCCCGGUGCCCCGCAGCCCCACUCGUGCCCCUCAAACCCCGACCGGGAUCUCCACGUGGGGUCACCGGGGUGUCCCCCUCUCUUCCUGCCCCUCCUCUGACGUCACGGCGGCGCCGCUGACGUCAGCGCGGCGCAGGGGGCGUGGCGGGCCGGGGUCCCCAGUAAAGGCUGUGAGCGGC